Blepharisma stoltei is the source of this 1445-nucleotide messenger RNA. The record is from the annotation of a GenBank genome assembly. Lineage: Eukaryota; Ciliophora; Heterotrichea; Heterotrichida; Blepharismidae.
AUGCUCACAGGUUUAGGUCGCAGAUUUUUUCGAAGGUCUUUGAUUCUAAACAGACUAGAAACCUUCAUGAUUCCUCAGCCUGGCGAAGGCAUUGCUGAGGUUGAAAUCCAGCACUGGCUUAUAAAACCUGGAGAGGCAGUCAAAGAAUUCCAAGUUUUGUGUGAAGCAAGAAGUGACAAAGGAUUUAUUGAAUAUAAAAGCCCUUUUGAUGGGACAAUUAAGGAGUAUUUUUUCAAUGCAAACCAAAUGGCACCGAUUGGGUCACCUUUAUUUAAAAUAGAAAUUGAUGAUGGGAAAUAUCCAAUUAAAGGACAAGCAAAAAAAGUGGAAGAAAGUAGUGGGGAAGCUGCUAACGAAAACGUGGCAAAAGAAUCGGGCAGCAAAGCUUCGAAAAUACUAGCAACUCCAUCUGUGAGGCAUCUUGCGAAGCAAAAAGGAAUUGAUAUAUCAACUAUACCGUCAACUGGAAGAGAUGGGAGAGUUCUCAAAGAAGAUUUAUUAAGAUAUUUACUCCUCCUAUAAAAAUUUUUGUUUUUAUUUUUUUAAUAUUGUUUAUCAUUUUUUUAUUUUUUAUAAAUCCAAAAUUUAGAAGAACCUUCCCAUGUAAGCCCACCAGUAAGACCUCAAAUUGCAGUCGAAGCCCAAGAUAAAGUAUCAAAACUCUCUGGUCUCCAAAAAGGCAUGUGCAAAACAAUGACAGAAGCUUUACUAUUUCCUCAUUUAACUUAUUGUGAGGACGUUUAUAUGGACACACUAAUAGAGCUCAGAAAAAUGAUAAAAACGACCCUGACUGAUGUGAAGCUCACAUUUAUGCCAUUCUUCAUAAAAGCUUUAUCUCUUGCAAUCUACGAUUUUCCAAUAGUAAACGCCAGCUUUAUUAAUAAUAACACUGAGUUUGUUAUGAAAGCUUCUCAUAAUGUAAGCGUCGCAAUGGACAGCAGAGCAGGACUGCUUGUCCCGAAUAUUAAAAAUUGCCAGAAUUUGUCAAUCUAUGAAAUUGCAGUAGAAAUGGCAAGACUGCAGGACUUAGGGACAAAAGGAAAAAUUGGGCAAAGCGAUUUGGAAGGAGGGACUAUUUGUUUAUCAAAUAUUGGGUCAAUUGGUGGGACUUAUACAGCUCCAGUAAUUUUGCCUCCUCAAGUAUUAAUUGGAGGCUUAGGAGCUACAGCUUAUUGGAAAAAUCCAGGAUAUUCCUAUAAAAUUAUUUUUUUAUUUUUAAAUAAAAUAGGAUUUAUUUUAUAGUCUAAUAGUGUCAGUCUUAAUCGAUGAAGUAUAUUAGACCUCGACUUGAGAAAAAGAAAGGAGAAAUCGUUGAAAGACAAGUUUUAGGCUCUUCCUGGUCAGCUGAUCAUAGACUGCUAGAUGGCGCAACUGUAGCAAAGUUUGUCGCAAGAUGGAAAGAACUUUUAGAAAAUCCUUCAUUGAUGCUCUUGCAUCUUAAAUAA